AUAUAAUUUUAGCCCAAGGCAAAAUGAAAGUAGAAUUGAGUAACACAAUGUCCCUGAAAAUGAGGAGGACGUGCGAUUAUCAUGAUAAGAUUUAUUAAUUAAGCAAGUACUCAGAAUGUCAACAACACAUUGUCCAGCAUGUACAAAAGUAAAUCCUUCAUCCAACCAGAGAUGUGAUGCAUGUUUUAGACAUUUAAAGGAUCCUGAAUGGAGAUGUUAUGAUCAUCACUGUUUUCACUGGAAUGAUGUUACUGAAAAAAAGUGUGCCAAAUGUGGAAAGUCUCGGACAGAGAGUGUUGGGAAAGGGAAACGUCCACGCUCUGCCGAUCGUCUACCUCGGGAUAAAGGUGACAAAGAACCUGCAAAGAACAACUAUUUAGGUGUUAGACCAGUUGAUCAUAAACAUAGGAGACAACGUUCAGCUGAUAAUCGUUUAGCGUCACGAUGGAAAUGUUGCCAUUGCACAUAUUUUAAUGGUGUAGACAAAGGUAAUUGUGAAAUGUGUAGUCACAUUAAAGGUCAAUGCUGUAAUGAUCUCAAACUUUGGAAAUGCCAUCUAUGUGACAAUUUUACUUCUGAGAAAUUUAACAGGUGUAGCUAUUGCUCAAAGAAAAAAAAAGAUCCAGAUUCAUUAAGACCUAGAAAUGACUUAGAUAAAGUGAAAGCAAGACAAGAUGAAAAACAUUCAACUGAUCAUGACAGGAAGAGUCCAUUGCAUGGGGGAGAUAAAUGGUCAUGUGAAAGAUGUUCUUUAAAUAACAGCAGUUCAAGCAGACUUUGUGAAGCAUGUGGUUUUAGUAAACCUAGAGUUACUGGGAUCGACUUAAACGACAGACCCAAAUCUAAGCCAUUACGACAUGAUCUCAGAGAAUCAGUUAGAGCUAAAGAUUUGAGGACCAUUAAAACAAAACAAGUAGAGGCUAAAUGGAAAAUUAUUGUCCAAAACUGUCAACAGGAAAAGAAAAACUUCACUGAUAAAGAAUUUCCGCCAAAUGACUACUCCCUCUUCAAACAUCCUAGACCUGGUGGUAGUAAUAUACAAUGGUUGAGGUUAAAAGACGUCAAAGACAUGGACGGGAAAGGUCCUAAAAAUUUGAAGAUCUAUGACAAACCCACAGCAAAUGAUAUUAUACAGGGAGCAAUUGGAAACUGCUGGUUUAUAUGUGCAUUAGCUGUUGUAGCUGAAAGAAAGAAUCUGCUUGAGAGAAUUGUUGUUACCAAAGAUUACUGUCCAGAAGGAGCAUAUGUUGUACGACUCUGUAAAGAUGGCAUCUGGAAAACUGUCGUCUUAGAUGACUACUUCCCUGUAGAUCAGAACAACAGACUGAAAUAUUCUAAGGCAAGAAGAGGCCAGUUAUGGGUUCCACUGAUUGAGAAGGCGGCAGCUAAGAUACACGGAUGUUAUCAAGCAUUAGGAGCUGGCAGGACUGUGGAGUCUCUGUCAUUGCUUACUGGUGAACCAUGUGAACAUCUGUCCUUAAAUGAACACAAGGAUUUUUCAAAGACCAUUGAUAACAUGUUGAUCUGGUCAAAGUUUACACAUGCAAGAGAUUGUGGGUAUUUGAUGUGUACAUCAUGUGAAGCUAAAGAUGGAUUUACUCCAGAACAUUGUAAAUCACUUGGACUCAUUACAAGCCAUGCUUACUCUCUUCUAGAUGUAUAUGACAUGGAUACUGGAGAAAAGUUACUGAAAAUCAGAAAUCCAUGGGGGAGUGAAUCCUGGAAAGGUGAUUGGAGUGAUAGCUCUUCAAAAUGGCAGAAGGUCAAACCAGAGGUCAAAAAGAAACUGAAACCAGAUGGAAACAAACAUGGAAUAUUCUGGAUGGAGUUUAAGGAAUUUAGAAAGUAUUUUGGUUCUGUAGAAAUUUGUAAGACAAGAGACUGGCAUGAAACAAGAAUCAAAGGAUCGUUUCCAUCAACUGCUAAUGGACCAUGGAAGUUUGCUAAAGUUUAUGUACAGAAUAAAACAGAUCUGUGUAUAGGACUACACCAAAAGAAUAAACGAGGUAACCAUAGUAAUGAGGACUUUGUUGACAUGUUGAUAGUGGUAAUGGAGAUUCUGGACGGUAAAAAGAUGAGAACUGUGGGUAAUAGUAAGAGAGACAUCAAAAGUUACGUGGGAUGUGAAAUAGAAAAUCUACAAAGAGGAGAAUACACCAUUGCAUGUCUGGCUUUUAAACAUUUAGAUGGAGGAAACCAUGGAGUCAAUCAUCAGCGUGAUUUUGUCCUGACAAUACACAGUACACAAAAUAUUGUUGUAGAAGAGAAUGACUCUAUAAAUGCUGGGUACACACACUUUCUGGCAGACACCUUGAUACAAUUAGCAGUUGAUAAAGGAGAAAGAAAGACUUUGAAGGGCAAUACUGGAACCUAUACUCUUUCAUGGGAUGGAUUGAUAUUAAUAGUUGAAAACAGAGACAGAAGGCAGUAUGCUGCAAUACAGGAAGAUUGUUCCAAUUCAACAAAUCUGAUGAGCACCAGGGGUUCUAUGUUUACCCAAGAUGUUAUACCACCAGAACAUAGACAGCUGAUAUUUUUAUUGACAAGAAUAAACCAGAGAUCUGGAUAUUGCAUCCAAUAUGCUUCAUCAUACAUCAAUAGUUCUUCCUCAACAUUGGAUUACUAUGGUCACAAAACAAAAAGUCAUUUACCAGAUAUUUCACGGGAACUAGAAUGCUUACAUAUCCCUAGACCAAUCAGAUAGUGUACUUUCAUAUAAUUAGUAAAAUUGAGAUUUAAAAUCUUCAUUUCAGAAUGUAAACACUAAUUUAGUCUUUCAAACUGGGCUCAUUUGACCUUGACAUCAUUUUUAUGGUUAUGUCUGUUUUUCAGUUACCAUAUACAAUUGGUAACUAUCUUAAUUGUAUAAAAUGAUUGCAAGAUGUUCAUGUUUAUCUGACAGAUUUCAUCUAACCUGUGUUUAUCUGUUAACAUGAUGUGGUUAGUAUGGAAAAGAAGAUGUGUUAUGAUUGCCAUCUCUCUUUCUGCAAAGUAAGAUACUGAAAUAGAUUUCUUCAUCUCCCCAAGCAAGUUUAUUGAAAUGUUGAAGUUUAAUUGCAUAAUGUUUAUUAUUUUGAGUAUACAGGGUUAAUAUUUUUAUAUUGGUCCUUGUUUAUGUUGUUGAUCAGUUUUAUUGUCUUAGAGACCAUUUUAAAUGUAAGAAUCACUCCAGGUGAUAUCAUAAUCUAAUUUAUGCUUAAAAAGUUCUAUAAUGAGGAUUUUGAAAAAAGUAUGGGAAAGGAUAUACUGUUGUGUGUUGUUCUAGUCUCAUAGCAUAAUAAAUGUUUUUGUUACUGUUUUGUGAUAUAACAUUCCUAUUUUGUUUUCCAGAAUAUUUAUAUAUUUACAUUAUGAAAUUUAUUUUGUAUUUUUUUAAUUGUUAAAAUAAGAUAAUUUUAAUCUUAAUUUGUUUGAAAUCUUUAAUGGAUGUACAAGUGGGAACCAUCCAGGUUAGGCAAGGUAAAGAAAUUUGAUGCCAAGAAUUUUGUUAAUGUAGCCGAUUAAAAUCAAUGUUCUCAUUGAAUAUUACCAACUAGGGUAUUAGUUGAGCAAGAAAGGGUCUCUACUCCAUAGAGCCUUCUAUUUUUGAUUGAAUAUACAUUAGUAAGUAUUUUGCUAUUUAUGAUUUAAGACGAUAUCAAAGUUUUGUAAUGUUAAAUCAUAAAUUAUACAAUAUGCAUUAUUAACAUUAUCACAGUUUUGUAAUGUUAAAUUAUAAAUUUAAUAUGCACUAUUUACAUUAUCACAGUUUUGUAAUGUUGAAUUAUAAAUUUAAUAUGCAUUAUUUACAUUAUCACAGUUUUGUAAUGUUAAAUUAUAAUUUUCAUAAUUUACAUUAUUUACAUUAUUACAGUUUUAUAAUGUUAACUUAUAAUUUUUAUAAUGUGCAUUAUUUACAUUAUCACAAUUGUUUAAUAUUAGUUAUCAAUUAUACAACCUGCAUUAUUUAUUUUACUCUGCACUUUGUAAUGCAUAUUCUUUAUGACUUAUGUUUUGGUAUUUGCUAUUUGUAUUACCAUAAAUAAAUAUGCAUGAUAUAUUUUGGAAGCAUAAUUUUACUCAUAUAAUUAGUCUUGCUCUUU
Messenger RNA from Mytilus trossulus (common blue mussel), 4082 nucleotides. Its product is annotated as calpain-15-like. The coding region runs from base 116 to 2704 and encodes 862 amino acids. NCBI's taxonomy places the organism in Eukaryota, Metazoa, Mollusca, Bivalvia, Mytilida, Mytilidae. Gene Ontology annotation, molecular function: calcium-dependent cysteine-type endopeptidase activity. The transcript is spliced from 13 exons. Gene Ontology annotation, cellular component: cytoplasm. The record is from RefSeq and is a predicted model, not a curated record. Gene Ontology annotation, biological process: proteolysis.